Molecule: messenger RNA, 2162 nt
Organism: Carassius carassius (crucian carp)
Lineage: Eukaryota; Metazoa; Chordata; Actinopteri; Cypriniformes; Cyprinidae
Product: annexin A4-like
Exons: 15
Coding region: 165-1688 (507 amino acids)
Biological process (GO): phagocytosis; cytokinetic process
Cellular component (GO): cytoplasm
Molecular function (GO): calcium ion binding; calcium-dependent phospholipid binding
Source: RefSeq, a predicted model, not a curated record
AAUCAUUAAUCUCUUUCUCCAAAAGGCAGGACCGGGACGUGUUUAGUUUGUGAUCUGGAUGUGAAGACAGGAUCUGGUCACACCCACCGUCCUCCACUUCCUCAUUCUCAGUCCGUACUGACGACCUCCACUCUCCACAUCACGCACACAUCCCAGUGUCAGAGAUGAGUUACCCUGGAUACCCACCUGCCUCCGGCCCGUAUCAGCAGGCCCCGGGCGGAUAUCCAGGUCAACCAGGAGCCUUCCCUCCUCAGGGCGGAUUCUACCCCCCUCAGCCUGGAGCGUUUCCCCCCGGAGCAGGAUACCCUCCCCAGGCCGGUGGUUACCCUGCUCAGGCGGGAGGUUACCCUGCUCAGGCCGGUGGAUACCCUGCUCAAGCGGGAGGUUACCCUGCUCAGGCCGGUGGAUACCCUGCUCAGGCGGGAGGUUACCCUGCUCAGGCGGGUGGUGGAUACCCAGCUGCCCCUGGAGGAGGCUUCCCACCCCAGGCAGGAGGUUACCCCGCCGCUCAGCCCGGGACCUACCCCAACAUGCCCCCUGCAGCAGGUGGAUGGGGCGCUCAACCCGGCUUUGGAGCUCCGGCUGGAGGAAUGCCUCAGGGUUACCCCGGGGUCCCAGUGCCGGGACAGCAGCCCAUGCCAGCGUUCCCAGGUGCUCCGAACCCAUCCAUGCCCGGAUAUGGAGGGGGCGUCCCGACCGGACCGACACCACCAGUCGGUCCUACUGUCAAUAAGGGUUUCCGAGGAACCAUCAAGGACUUUCCUGGUGCUGAUCCGCUCCGAGACGUCGAGGUUUUACGGAAAGCUAUGAAGGGCUUCGGAACCGAUGAAAACGCCAUUAUUGAGCUUCUCGGCAGUCGAUCCAACAAGCAGCGUGUGCCGCUGAAGGCGGCGUAUAAAACCACUUACGGCAAGGAUCUGGUAAGCGACCUGAAGUCGGAGCUGAAAGGAAACUUUGAAGAUCUGGUUCUGGCGAUGCUGAAGACUCCUGCGCACUUUGAUGCCUCUGAACUCAGGGAGGCCAUAUCAGGUGCAGGAACCGAUGAGGCCUGUCUCAUAGAGAUUCUGUCCUCUCGAAGUAAUGCUGAGAUUCGGGAGAUUACGAAGAUCUAUAAAGCAGAGUACGGUAAAUCUCUGGAGGACGCCAUCAGCGGAGACACGUCUGGACACUUUCGCCGUCUGCUCGUCUCUCUGUCUCAGGGUAAUCGAGAUGAGAAGGAGACCGUGGACAUUUCGAUGGCCAAGCAGGAUGCUCAGAAACUCUACGCUGCAGGAGAGAAAAAAGUUGGCACGGACGAGUCUCAGUUUAAUGCGAUUCUGUGCGCUCGCAGUAAACCUCAUCUGAGACAAGUGUUUCAUGAGUACCAGCAGAUGUGCGGCAAAGACAUUGAGAAGAGCAUCUGCGGUGAGAUGUCUGGAAACGUGGAGUCUGGAAUGGUGGCAGUGGUGAAGUGCAUUAAAAACACUUCAGCCUACUUCGCUGAACGUCUCAACAAAGCCAUGAAGGGUGCAGGAACCAAAGACAGGACUCUGAUCCGCAUCAUGGUGUCCCGCUCUGAGGUGGAUAUGCUGGAUAUCAGACAGGAGUAUCAGCGACUCUACGGGAAGUCUCUCUACACUGCCAUCUCUGGAGACACCUCUGGUGAUUAUAAGAAACUGCUCCUGAAGCUGUGCGGAGGAAGUGACUGAAGAACCAGGAAGUCAGAUGUGUUACCAUGAUGACUGGAUAUGUGACAUCAUCAUAUUAAUCCCUCGUAUAUCAAUGUGUCAUGUUAACUAAUUCUGUAAUCGCUCUUUACAGCUUUAUUAAGGAUUUAAUUGGUGCCUUAGAAAAGUUAUUACGAUAAAACCUUUCAUUAUUAGUUCUAUUUUGCUAUCUAUUCAGACUAUGCAUGAUCUGUAGAGAAGCUAUGUUUUGUACAGAUGCCAAAUCUAUGCUGUCACUCGCAACCAAAAAUACAAUCUGUUCUCCAUCACUGAAAUGCCUUGGAUGACGAAGUCUUUUGAAAUAAUGAAAUAUAUGCCAUAGUUUUUAUAUAGUGCGCUUUUAUGAUCUAUAUGCAAGAAGAAUAUAAGCUUGUCAAUCAUCAUGAAGGUCUUGAUGGGUCAGUCUCUAGAAAAUGUGUCCUAUUUUACCCCAAAAUUAAAAUAUAAAAUUAGAAA